GCCGCUCGAAAGCUAUCUGUUCGUCGGACCCAUCAGGACAGGCUAUGGCGUGUUUUGACGUGGCGGAAGAGGAAAGGUUCAUUCGUAGCAUGUGGGAGGACGGCGGCGUGACAAGUUCUCAAGGACCUGCUUACGGGGAGAUGGAGCGGAACCCGUCCCGUCUAGUUGGUCUACUCGAAAACUUUUGCAAAGCUGGUCAAACUGUUUUUUUCUUUGGGAAGGCGCAUGCGUCUGUCGUGUGGGAACUCCUGCGCACCGGUCGGAACGUCGUCGCGUUGGAGGAGGCGAAGAUGAUCGAUUACGCUCACGAGUUCGUGAAGGCACGCGUUGCAGACACUCGCAAUGCUUGCGAGUUUGUCCAGACCACCGGCGAACGAAACUGGGAUCCCAAACGUGACAUGUAUUGGAAAUUGUCAGGGAACAAAAAGACGGACGUUUGGGACUUCCUUUUCGGAACUGGACCGCCUGGUCAGACCGACCUCGAAUACAGUCGACGGAGAAACCUGGUGUUCGCUGUGCUCAAUGGGUACCACGGUGCACACACGGAGUCUGUCUCGCACUUCCUGAGAAGGCUGGAGCACGUUUACUUCAUGCUGGCCGAACCGCUCACUCUUGAAAACCACAAGUCACAAUUUGACGAGGACGACCGUUUCGACGCUGAAGACAUCGAGGAGCUGAGCAACUCUGAAACCUUCGAUUUCGACUCCAUGCCACUUCCUCGGGUGGUUGGACAGGUUGGUGAUGAAGAGGAAGGUGGCCCUCGGAGAUAUAGCACGUCCCCUGCCGGUUUGAAGCGUGUGUUUCGGGGCGAACGAGUCGACGACCAAUCGUCUGAUGACGCGGAGGAAGAGAGAGACUAUGAUCACGAACCUURUGACAGGCUCCCUGUGGACCAKGACACCUGRCAGAAUGACAGACUCURCUUCUUCGGCAAGCAUCACCGGUUCACGGCGGAGGAUGUCUGGGGACACAACGUCGUCUGGCACCCGAGGAUAUUCCAACCUGCUGUGAGGAAUGGGAUAUGGGUGAUGGCAAUAAAGGAGGCCAAUGGCAAGUGGAGUGGACUGAAGAGACUGGGAGCGGGUGCAUUUAAGAGAAAGGCAAGAACUGCUCUGAUGGAGCAUUUGAGUCUCAUGAACCCCGAGAGGAACGAUCAGGACGUCGAUGCGUAUGCAAAACAAAAGCUACAUGAGUUGUACGCCAACAACAUGUUGGAGUUUCGAGCACCGUUCUACGCACUCGAAACGACACCGUCUCGUGGCAUUGACUGGCACAUGCCGCAACCUCCGCCGGCCGGUCAGCAUCCGGGAGGGGGUGGUGGAGGAGACGAAGGAGACGGAGGAGGUGGCGGAGGAGACGACUCACAAUUUGCCGGAAAGGGGACGGGCGAGACAUCGUCGGUUGAGAAGGCGUCGGGCGGAAAGGGGUCGGGCGGAAAGGGGUCGGGCGGGAAGGGGUCGGGCGGAAAGGGGUUGGGCGGAAAGCGUAGAACGUCCGGGAGUCCCGAGUAUAUGGAAACUGACCCCCACUGCAUAGGGAGUCGAGAUUCCGACAUGCGAGAUGAGACCACCCUGACGUCUGAUCAAGUGCGAGUAGAUUCGUACUUGUCUGCGAGGAGUUUGUUUCUCGUUGCCCAGGAGAGUCCAUCCCGCCGUGCGCAGCAGAGAUCUCUUGUGCUCAACACCUUGCUCCUAAAAGAGGGCGCGUCUUCGUUUUGCCUGGAGGGCGGGAUGCCUGCAUUGCGAAGGAGUGAAGGUGUGACCUCCGGUUCCCUCGGCUCGGGCGACCACCACAAACUCCGAAUACAUUCGGAUUUGCUGCCGUCGCCCUACGCCAUAAGUGCUCCUCACACAAUAGUUCCGCGGGGCCAAGAAAAUGUGACGUUCUGGCCCCUGCAUCUUCAGUUGGACACAGGGUUACCUUGCUCGCCUCCUUUCUCAUGUGUUGAGACUCGAGACUGGCGCUCUCGCGACGUGCUGGAGGGGCCCGCUCUAGGAGUGUUGGAGACCGGGGGUAGCGAGAACGAACGUCACACUCCUGGAGAAGACGAGCGCUCUCCGGGAAUGCGUGGUGUACAUCGGGAAGAGGAGACCCAACGCUGGCAGUCUCGCAAAGUGUUGGAGACCGGGGGUAGCGAGUGUGAACGUCAUGCUUUGGAGGGUGCGUCCGUGGACACUGGCAGCGAGAGUGCAGGAGCUCCGGGGGAAACGCAUGCUGUACAGCGGGGAGAGGAGACUCGACACGGGCCGGAUCGUGAAGACGUGAAGUGGCUCCACGCACGAGCGCUGGUGAUCAGGACGCCCGAAGAGGUUCUGCACAGUCGCUCGGCUGUGGCCACGACGCGAGAGGGUGUCGUUAAGGGAGGUAAGUGGACGUCCGUGCAAGCUCUCGUUCUUGGCGACGAAGAACCCGUGGUGGAAGCUCGGGUUCAUGGCGAUGAGAAAGGUGGUGAGGUGACUGUCGACAUCCGGACCGAUCCACAGCGGAAAGAUGGUGAUUCUUCGCCCACCCGUUGCGGUGAAGAACAGGGUGGUCGAGCGUCUGUCCUGAGCACCACUCGGGGAAUGGUGCUUCAUGAAGCCAUAGAGUUGGGUAAUGACUCGGCAGCCACCGAGCUGGUUAGCGACUCAAGCGUGGCCGAGAUGCAGAACGUCGAAUCCUCCGUCGAAGGCGGUGAGGUGGCCGUCAGCAUCAACAUGGAUCCAGAGCGGAAAGAUCAUGAUUCUCCGUCCACCUAUUGCGGUGCCGAACAGGGUGUUCGAGCAUCUGUCCUCAGUACCGGUCGGGAAAUGGUGCUUCAUGAACCCAUCCACUUGCCAAGCGACUCAGCUGCCACCGAGCUGGUUAGCGACACAGCCGUGGCCGAGGUCCAGAAACUCGAAUCAUCCGUGGACGUUGGCGCAGUGGCGCGACAGGAGGGCGAGUUCCCUCAAAGGGCUCAUGAGCACGGUAAGAUUUGUGAAUAGGACCACUCGCAUAUCUGUCACUGGCCAGCUCUGUGUUCGUCCGAAUUGAUGUCAUGGGCUAAUGUACCUGUUACCACUA
Messenger RNA from Chara braunii, 3045 nucleotides. Lineage: Eukaryota; Viridiplantae; Streptophyta; Charophyceae; Charales; Characeae. The record is from the annotation of a GenBank genome assembly.